GCGGCGCGCGCGGAGGGCCGGGCGGGACGGAGGCCGGGAGGCCGGGGCGGAGGGCGCGCAGCGAGGCGGGAGACGGGCGCCGGGAGACGCGGCUGGGGCCCGCGCGGCCGGGGCGCCGUCCCUGGGCAGGGCUGCCCGGCCCCGGCCCCGGGCCACCCGCGCUCCCCAUGAAAAACCAAGUCCGCGGCCCCCCAGCGCGGGCGCACAUGUCGGCCUCGGGGACGGCGGCGGCUGGGGGCACCGGGGCGGGGUCGGAGCCCGGUGCGGGACCCGGCGCGGGCACCGGGACGGGCGCGGCGACGGGUGCGGGGACCAUGCCGUGCAAGAGCGCCGAGUGGCUUCAGGAGGAGCUGGAGGCGCGCGGCGGCGCGUCCCUGCUGCUGCUCGACUGCCGGCCGCACGAGCUCUUCGAGUCGUCGCACAUCGAGACGGCCAUCAACCUGGCCAUCCCCGGCCUCAUGCUGCGCCGCCUGCGCAAGGGCAACCUGCCCAUCCGCUCCAUCAUCCCGAACCACGCGGACAAGGAGCGCUUCGCCACGCGCUGCAAGGCGGCCACCGUGCUGCUCUACGACGAGGCCACGGCCGAGUGGCAGCCGGAGCCCGGCGCGCCUGCCUCGGUGCUCGGCCUGCUCCUGCAGAAGCUGCGCGACGACGGCUGCCAGGCCUACUACCUCCAAGGUGGUUUCAACAAGUUCCAGACAGAGUACUCGGAGCACUGCGAGACCACCGUGGACAGCUCGUCCUCGCCCAGCAGCUCGCCACCCACCUCCGUGCUGGGCCUGGGGGGCCUGCGCAUCAGCUCUGACUGCUCCGACGGGGAGUCGGACCGAGAGCUGCCCAGCAGUGCCACCGAGUCGGACGGCAGUCCUGUGCCGUCCAGCCAACCGGCCUUCCCCGUCCAGAUCCUGCCCUACCUCUACCUCGGCUGCGCCAAGGACUCCACCAACCUGGACGUGCUCGGCAAGUACGGCAUCAAGUACAUCCUCAACGUCACGCCCAACCUGCCCAACGCCUUCGAGCACGGCGGCGAGUUCACCUACAAGCAGAUCCCCAUCUCCGACCACUGGAGCCAGAACCUCUCCCAGUUCUUCCCCGAGGCCAUCAGCUUCAUCGACGAGGCGCGCUCCAAGAAGUGUGGCGUCCUGGUGCACUGCCUGGCGGGCAUCAGCCGCUCGGUGACGGUCACGGUGGCCUACCUGAUGCAGAAGAUGAACCUGUCACUCAACGACGCCUACGACUUUGUCAAGAGGAAAAAGUCCAACAUCUCACCCAACUUCAACUUCAUGGGGCAGCUGCUGGACUUCGAGCGGACGCUGGGGCUGAGCAGCCCGUGCGACCACCACACGCCCAGCGAGCAGCUCUACUUCUCCACGCCCACCAACCACACCCUGUUCCCCCUCAACACCCUGGAGCCCACGUGAGGCCGGCGCGAGGGCAGGGCGCCGAGGAACCCGCGCCGACGGGUGCCGAGCGCUCACCAUCCAGACGGAGCCCAGCAGCGCUCCCCGCGCGGGACUCCGGGGGGCCCUGCCUCAGACUCAGGGCUGCGGAGUCAGACGGGCCUCGUCCUGUCCGUCCUUCCGCAGGCCACUUCCUGCGAAUGGCCCAGCCAGGCGGCGGUUUUUAAAGACACCACGGACCCAGUUUACUUUUUACUUUGCAGGUAACCCUAAGCCCCGGCACCGGAGGCCACGUCUUCUUGACUUUUCUUCUUAACGAAAAGUGUUAUUUUCAGGCCACACGCAGCAGUGGAUUGUAUAACCCAGUAUUUCAUCCCGUUCUUGUCCUGCGAGAGAGAGAAGUGUCCUCAGUUUUGUUUUUCUUUCCAUUUCCAAAUUGCCGUUAUUGGCUUUUUGUUUUCUUUUUUUAAUGGAAAAGACGAACCCCGUGUUGACCUUGACCAAAUGCAUUUUGCACAUGUGUGAAGCCUGUUUCUGCAGCGGGCCCUUCUCCAAGGGGGGACCCCGUCGCACCCACGUCCCCCAACCCGGCCCGCCCCCGUGGCCUGCGCUGGUCUGGUGACAGCGGCCAGUUGCCGUGGGGCUGGGCCAGUGGUCUCUGCAUUCUCUGCCCUCCCUCCCGCCCCUCAGGUCCCGCAGACUAACCGCGACAGGAGCUGUCCUGCCGUUGGGAGGGCGGGGGGGGGAGGGGGGGCACGGGACGCAAGCAGCAGCAUUAGCCCUCGGGGCUCAGCCCCUGGGAGGGCCUGGGCCCGGGCCUCUUCUCUACAAACCCACUACUUCUGUCUCUGUUUGUUGGAACAGUGGAGGCCCAGUGGCUGGGGAAGCUCAGGUGGGGGCGCCCCGCCCUGCCUCCCAGGUGUCUCCCUCCCCCUGGCUGUUGCUUUGGGUCAGCUGCCACUCCCAGCCCCUUGGUCCAGUGAGGCCUGCCCAGCGCCCAUCUUGCCCAUGCCUUCUGCGACCAGGAACCUCGUCCCCAUCCCAUUUCCGUCCCGGGCAGGCGCGGAGGGGCGAGGGUGGGUGGACAGUGAAGGCGCAGGGCUCUGUCCUCCGGCCCACCCCCAGUAUCCACAGAACAAAGCCACGGAUUCCGUUAGCCCCUCCGGUUUUGUUCCUUCUCCAGCCUCAGUUCUACCGGGUGUCGGGACCGCGUGGGGCCAGGGCGGGGAGCGGGCGGCCGGGUCCCUGAGCGGGGCCGGGCCCCGUGGCCCCUCUGCCCCACUGCAUCUUACCUCUCGGGGGUUGUUUUCAGGGAUUCUUCAAGGCAGCGGAUUCAAAUCUUGCCACAGUCGAGAAAUUGACAAAAAGGUUCCAUGCUGUUCAUGGUUCUCUUUCUCUCUCUUUUUUUACUUUUAAAAAGAAAAACCCAGAAAGAUGUGUCAGAUUUGUGUAAAUUGAGAGUAUGCCAAGAAGGGCCAGUUUUGCUUUAUGACCUUAUGAAGGAAAAUUUGUGACCCUACAUAUAUGUACACACACACACACACACACACAUAUCCCGAGCCAACGACGGGACUUUGUUUAUAUUGCAAAUAAAUAUUAUUUUUUCUUUAAAAUGAA
Eptesicus fuscus (big brown bat) is the source of this 3017-nucleotide messenger RNA. RefSeq names its product dual specificity phosphatase 7 (gene DUSP7). Bases 168 to 1421 code for a protein of 417 amino acids. The transcript is spliced from 3 exons. Gene Ontology annotation, molecular function: MAP kinase tyrosine/serine/threonine phosphatase activity; protein tyrosine/threonine phosphatase activity. Lineage: Eukaryota; Metazoa; Chordata; Mammalia; Chiroptera; Vespertilionidae. The record is from RefSeq and is a predicted model, not a curated record. Gene Ontology annotation, cellular component: cytoplasm; cytosol. Gene Ontology annotation, biological process: protein dephosphorylation; negative regulation of MAPK cascade.